AGUGAAUAACGCGCAAACAAUCAAUUUCAAGUUGUCAUGAAUGACCUAAGUAAUGUCGAAUACUUGUCAAGGAUUCUAGAUAAUUGGUCUGCUUCUUCUGGGCAACUACGUCCGACAAAAAGUGACAGGAGUAACACUCUACAAGAAAUUUAUUAUCCCGUCACUUUGGGUAAUAUGACAGAAGAUACUAUGAAUGUGGUGAACAUGUUGAUCAGCAAACGAUUUUAUACAUUUUCACCACCUGCUUUCGGCAGUAUUAAACGGCCCGGUGAUGAUUUUUAUCCAUGGCAAUGUGUACUGGCUGAAGAAGCACCAGUACUUGCAACAACUGUUUAUCGUCAAGCCGUUGAUAAAGCUGAUUUUGAACGUGUAAUAGAUGAAAGUGGUAAACUAUACCAACCUAGAACGACAACUUCAGUCAGGCGUUAUCAUCCAAAAGAUAACCCACCAACAAGUUUAGGAUAUUUAAAGACAUCAGUCAAACAAUUAUUAGAAAAUCUAAAUCCCAGUUCGAAAUCUUCGUUGAAUUAUCAUAGUUUAUUUAUUUCCCCAGUACAUCAAAAUCUAUUGGAAGCGCGCUUGAAACGUCUAAAAUUAGAAGAGAAAAUGCUAAUGCAAGCAGAGAAACUAGACAUGUUGGAAAGAAUAAGAAAACCACUACCUAGAUGAGAAAUUGCUGUUAUUUUGACGGUGAUAUUCGCAACUUUUUAUGUGACUGACUUGUCUUGCAGAGCACAAAGUUACUAUCAAACAUAAAUUACUCAUUACCAGGUUUUCAACAAUUUAUCAGAGUAAUAAUUUCAUUCAAAUUGUCCAGAGAGUUAAGAAUAUUUUGCAUCUAACCUCAAAAAUGAGACUACUGAAAAUUCGAUGAGCAAAUUACGUAAACAUUUAAGGACCACCGAUUACAACAAUCAAAUACUUUUGUACAUUUAAUACACUGAGUUGUUAACAUCCAAUCGUUAACAAGUUCACACCUAACCUUCAGGUACAUUGUUACUAGAAGAGAGUACAUAUACGUUUGUGUGUUUAUAUGGUCAUGACAAAUCAGUUAGGAGGCACGAAAAUGAAAAAAAAACAUUAAAUCUAGCACACAGGGAUGCGGUUAUUGGAUUGCUAUGUUUUAAUCGAUUACAAAUUUACCUAGUCUGCAACGGAACAAAGACUCUAGGACCAACGACCAGUAAGCUAGUUAUUCAGAUGCUUCCCAGCCCUGGUAACUAGAGAUAUAACACCACCAACAUGGGUGAAUACAGAAACACACGAAAGUUAGUUUAAACCAUAUCAAUUAAUAAUGUUAAACUGUAAAUCAGAAUUGGAAAUCUUACCUGUCUAGUGAUUUUCAUGUCUUACUCCACAAAAUUUCCG
This is a messenger RNA of Schistosoma guineensis, 1368 nucleotides long. Lineage: Eukaryota; Metazoa; Platyhelminthes; Trematoda; Strigeidida; Schistosomatidae. The record is from the annotation of a GenBank genome assembly.